Messenger RNA from Symbiodinium sp. CCMP2456, 912 nucleotides. The record is from the annotation of a GenBank genome assembly. Lineage: Eukaryota; Dinophyceae; Suessiales; Symbiodiniaceae.
GUUCGCAAAGGCACGGGCUUCGUGAGUGCGGCCGACCUGCCCUCGGACGAGGAGGAGGAGCCUGACUCCCAAAGGCGCGUGGCCUUCGAUCCUUCAUCGCAGGCUGGCAGUGAUGCUGGGCCAGCAGUGCGGCGCGGCACCGGUUUCGUCGGCAUGGCAGAGUUGCCUUCGGAUGACGAGGAGGACGACGAGCCUGCAGCACAUCGCGUGGCCUUUGACCCCGGCACACAGGAAGGCAGCGGCGGGCUUGUGGCUCGCGUGAAAACCGGGGCUGUCACGACCCGCAUGGAGGGGCCCGACUCACCGCAGGGCCACGGACGUCUCCAGGUCAGGCAGAAGACCAGUCGCUUGGCAUCGGGUGACCUGGCGCAGCUCUGCUCCUCCGACGAAGAGGUGGAUGCGGCCGGUGAGCCCUCGCCAGCCUCAGGCAGUCGCGAGGCUCCGCAAGUGGCUGAGAGCCAGCUGGCAAAGGUGUCUUUCGACCCAGCAGAGGAUGAGAAGCCAGAAAUCCCAAAGACCGGCACGAAGGUCACCAGUCGCAAGGGCACCGGCUUCUUGCGCAAAGAGGAUCUACAGGACCUGCCUUCCGAUGAGGAGGAGGAAGCUGACGAGGCUCAGCAGAUGGCUCACGGAGACAAAGCAGUAAGCUUCGAGGCAGGAAGUCAGAUUCAGGAGUCCGAAGAUCAACCGCGUCGUGUCGUGGCGCGAAAGGGAACUGGGUUUUUGCAUGCCGGAGAUGUGGAGAACUUGGUGGAUGAGGAAGAGGAGGAGGAAGAGGAGGAGGAGGACGGACGGAGAAAGGUUGGCUUCGAAAAGCCGGCAGAGCAGGCUCAAAGAGAACGAGAGGGAAAGCCUGUGGCUCGCAAGGGCACCGGCUUCGUCAAUGUGGGCGAUCUUCCGUCGGAUGACGAG